AGCUGGCAGCAUCCAUACAUUACAUGUAUAUACAUAUACAGUUGAUGCCCUUUAUUCUUCAAUAUCCCCUCUCUCUGUUUUCAGUUUUCACAAACUCCAACCAAAAAACAAUGGAACCAUUACUACGGAGCAAGUACACUAGCUUGUGUUUUCUCCUCCUCCUUCUUCUUCUUCUUCCUCUUGUUAUUCCUUCGUUUUCAGGAAUAUCGGGUGUUGAAGCUUACAAGAAUUAUACAGUGGGUGACUCUUCCGGUUGGUAUGAAUCUGUGAACUAUCAGAAAUGGGUUGCCGCCAAGACAUUCAGCUUGGGAGAUUUUCUCAACAGGACGUUUUAUAGGUUGUGCAACUGGACAGCCUUAUUAUUUCUCCACUGCCAUUGGUAAUCUAGAGCUGACGCAUGUACAUAGUUUUUAAUACGGACACCAACCACUCAGUUGUGCAAACAUAUAACUUGACGACAUACAAGCUGUGCGAUUACGACGAUGCUCUAGAAAACGACACAAUGCAAUGGUCGGCAGCUGACCCGUCAAACACGGCAGUACGCGAGGUGUCAGUGGCAGUGCCUUUGGUAAAACAAGGGAUGAACUAUUUCUUUUCAGGGGAUUAUGAUGGCGGCCAAUGCAAGAACGGGCAGCACUUUAAGAUCAGCGUCACUCACGGACAAGGGUUGCCAAAGAGUUUACAAAGCCCAACCACACCCACACAGGACCAGUCCCCAGGUCCAGCAACAGCAAGCAGUCCCGGCGGGUCCCCAUCUCCAGGUGGUGACGGCAGUGAUGAUGGUUCUGUCCCGGAUACACUUGUUCCUGCCAGUUUCGACCAUCCCAAAGCGGAUGACACUGCCACUGGCGAUCAUGAUAAAGAUUCAUCUGGAUCACUUUGUGUGAAGCACAAUCACGGGAUGCUAUUUAGGGUUUUCAUGUUGUUAGGGUUUCUCUACUGCUGCCUUUGGUGAUUUGCUAGCUGAUAAUUUAUUCCUAGUUUUUAUAUAUCUUUGAGACUUUGAAUAUUCAUUUUUACUUAUCGGUUGAUUUCCGCUGUGUGUGUACACUGUGUACUGUGCGUGCUUUCUUUUGUUUUUGGUUUAUUUUUAUUUUUAUUGUACGUUAACAAGCUGAAUAUACUAGAUCUGGAGCGUGUAAAAGUUAAAAAGAGUGUGACAACGAUAUUCUUUUAAUAAAAUAUGAAGCAAUGUUGGUUCCGUAUUAA
Molecule: messenger RNA, 1209 nt
Organism: Malus domestica (apple)
Lineage: Eukaryota; Viridiplantae; Streptophyta; Magnoliopsida; Rosales; Rosaceae
Source: RefSeq, a predicted model, not a curated record